GACAUACUUUCUAUUGCGCAGACGCAGUCGGUGAAUCACAACAGAGCAGUGCACGCUUUUGCCUCUUGUGUUUUCGUUUCUCUUAUCAUCCAACUUCAGUGUUUUAAAAUGCCACCAAAGGGGAAAGGUGGUAAGGGUGGAAAAGGAGCUGCUUCAGGAAGUGCAGACGCUGACAAGAAAGAUAAAGCGCCAAAGGGAGGCACUGCUGUGAAGGUUCGACAUAUCCUCUGUGAAAAACAUGGAAAAUGCAUGGAGGCAAUGGAGAAACUAAAGGCUGGAGUCCGAUUUAGCGAAGUAGCUUCACAGUACAGUGAAGACAAAGCUAGACAAGGAGGAGAUCUGGGGUGGAUGACGCGAGGAUCGAUGGUUGGACCUUUCCAGGAUGCAGCAUUCGCCCUACAGAUCAGUUCCAUGGACAAACCUGUAUACACAGACCCUCCUGUCAAGACAAAGUUUGGGUACCACAUCAUUAUGGUAGAGGGGAAAAAGUGAUGAAAGACAGCUCCACAUUUAAAAUGAAGAGGAUGUUAAAAGUAUGAAGCCGAUUAUUUCCUAAUCUGACUACUUCACUGUGCAUUUGGAUUUUAUUUUGAAACGUUAGAGAACGAUUGAGUCUGUCUGAUUUUUCUUUGGGAACAUGCACACUAAUGUACUUACAAUGCAGCACAAGCUUGUAUUCUGACAAGUAACUUCAGCAUUCAUGAAAUUCACUGGACUAUCUUUUUCAAUAUGAUAAAGUUCAUGAAAAUCGAAUUACAAAUAAAGUACAGUCAAACAAGUUAUUCAAAACA
This is a messenger RNA of Notolabrus celidotus (New Zealand spotty), 791 nucleotides long. RefSeq names its product protein (peptidylprolyl cis/trans isomerase) NIMA-interacting, 4 (parvulin) (gene pin4). The transcript is spliced from 4 exons. Gene Ontology annotation, biological process: rRNA processing. Lineage: Eukaryota; Metazoa; Chordata; Actinopteri; Labriformes; Labridae. Gene Ontology annotation, molecular function: peptidyl-prolyl cis-trans isomerase activity; DNA binding. The record is from RefSeq and is a predicted model, not a curated record. The coding region runs from base 109 to 492 and encodes 127 amino acids.